UAGCUUGAUAUAUAAAAAUAAAAGGAUCUUUCCUUUGGACAUUAAGGAGAAAAUGGAGAGACGUUGUAUGUUCAUUUCCAGUUUUGUGCUGAUACUUCAUCUUGUUCAAGCUCAAGAUCCCACCGGAUUCAUUAAUGUGGAUUGCGGUUUACCCCUUCGUGAGUCUCCUUACAACUCACUCCCAACCGGUUUAGCAUAUAUAUCAGAUGCCGAUUUAGUUAAGAGUGGAAAAACUAGUAGGAUCGCCAAGGAGUUUGAACCGGACUACACUAAGCCGAUUUUGAAACUAAGAUAUUUUCCAGACGGAGUACGAAACUGCUACCAUCUAAAUGUUACCCGGGACACCAAGUAUCUGAUUAAGGCCACAUUCGUAUAUGGAAAUUAUGAUGGUCUUAAUGUCGAUCCAAACUUUGACCUUUACUUGGGUCCGAACAUAUGGACAACAGUGAGCAGUAAUGAUACUAUAGAGGAGAUCAUCCAUGUGACGCAAACCGACUCUUUACAGGUAUGUCUUGUUAAGACAGGUAUUAGUAUACCCUUUAUAAAUGUCUUGGAGCUACGACCAUUGAAGAAAGAUAUGUAUGUUACUCAAAGCGGCUCACUCAAAUACGAAUUCAGGAGGUAUCUUAGCAACUCAGAUCGUAAUAUACGGUAA
Brassica napus (rape) is the source of this 655-nucleotide messenger RNA. Its product is annotated as probable LRR receptor-like serine/threonine-protein kinase At1g51820. The transcript has 2 exons. The coding region runs from base 53 to 655 and encodes 200 amino acids. NCBI's taxonomy places the organism in Eukaryota, Viridiplantae, Streptophyta, Magnoliopsida, Brassicales, Brassicaceae. The record is from RefSeq and is a predicted model, not a curated record.